GUGGACGUGAAGACCGAGAUGAGCCGCAGCUGAAGAGGAAACUCGGAGCUUCAUCGGUUUGUUCCUCUCUCUGCUCACUUUGACUUCACGUUAGCUCACCGGAAGUGUUGUGAGCAGAGUGAACGGUAGUCUGGAGUUACCGAUAACCACUUUAACCGGCCUCAGGCCCCGCCGCUCUCCCUCCCUCCACGGGUUACCGGGACUUCUUCCUCCGGAGUCUCAGUCAGUCACACAGCGCAGCUGAAAGGAAGAGUCCAAACCUGCAGCGUCUCUGCGCCCGGGACCCUCUGCCGCUGUCUGCCGUGCUGGGAGCCACAAUGACAAAACGGCUCCUCUCAGACACUCUGAAAUAUCUCAGAGGAGACGACUCCAAACGUUCCAAGUGGAACCUGGAAGAUGAACAUCACGAAGGUUCCUCAAUCCUCCCAAACAACCAGCUGGAGAGCGCAAGAACAAUAUCAGCAGUUCAAACUCAGAUUGAAACAGGAGGCAAGACCUUCACCGCCCAGUAUGGAAGUAUCCUCAACAUGCCUCAGUUUAACCGUGUUCGUGCAGAACGGGAUCUUCAUGUAACGCUCAAUGUCAACAACACUUACACCCAGUCUCCUGGCGGUUCAGAUGAGACCAAAACCAAAGUAGAUGUCAGUGAUGUUGGAGAGACUUCGGAGAGCACAGGGGCUUCCUCUCCUCAGACUGAAGAGUUGAUCAUUCCAGAACCAAAGAAACAACACAUCUCAUACUACCAAGAAAUGCUUCAAUCAAACCUUCAGAAUAAGUUUAUGUGUGCACAAGAAGGGUGGACGGAAAAGAAGGAUGAGCAGCUCCUGGAUGAUAUCUACACAGAGCUGUACAUCACAGCCGGGGGCGACGUACACAUCAACACUCAGCACGAGGUCAGAAAGAUUGAGGCGGUGGUGGUGAAGCCACCAGAUACAGAGAAAAUAGUUAAACCCUGUGACAUGUUCAAACCUCCCUCUGGAAGAUACAGACCUAUAAGAACAGCACUGACCAAAGGAAUCGCAGGAAUUGGAAAAACUUUUCUUGUGCACAAGUUUGUGUUGGACUGGGCUGAAGGAAGAACCAAUCAAGAUGUGCAUCUCAUUUUCCCCUUCAGUUUCCGCCAGCUGAAUUUAUGGAAGGGAGAAAAGAUGUGUUUGGCAGAGCUCAUUCAUAAAUGUACCUGGGAAACCAGAGGCAUCAAGAAAGAAGCUCUGAAUUUCAUCUUCAAAACUCUGCAGUCAUCAGGAAACACCAACUACGACAAGAGCAACUUCAAACUCCUGUUUGUUUUGGAUGGACUGGAUGAGAGCCGCCUUCAGCUGGACUGCUCUGCGAAUAACAGCCCAGAGGAAGACUUUGAUGUUACUGUGGCGAUGUCAGUGGAUAUGUUGAUAACAAACCUUAUCAAUAGAAAUCUGCUUCCCGCCGCUCGCCUCUGGAUAACCACACGACCUGCAGCAGCCCAUCAGAUCCAUUCUGAUUAUGUUAACAUCAUGACGGAGAUCAGAGGGUUCACCGACCCACAGAAGGAGGUCUACUUCAAGAAGAGAUUCGGAAAUGAGAAGGCCAUCAGGAUCUUCUCUCACAUCAAGGCAUCACGAAGCCUCCACAUCAUGUGCCACAUCCCGGUCUUCUGCUGGAUCACUGCUACAGUCCUGGAGGAGGUGAUGAAGACCAGAAAAGGAGGAGAGCUGCCCAAGACCCUGACUGAGAUGUACGCAGAAUUCUUGAAGUUUCAGAUUCAUCAGACAAAAGAGAAAUACAACCAAAAGAAGUGCGUCCAGUACAUUGAGUCAUUAGCAAAACUGGCUUUCUGUCAACUGGAAAAGGGCAACCUGAUCUUCUACGAGAAAGAUCUCAAAGAGAGUGGCAUUGAUGUCAGUGGAGCCUCGGUAUACUCAGGAGUGUUCACACAGAUCUUCAAGGAGGAACGUGGGAAGAAGAAUGAUGAAGACAAGAUGUUCAGCUUCGUCCAUCUGAGUGUUCAGGAGUUUCUGGCUGCUCUUCAUGUCCAUCUGACCUUCAUCAAGUCUGGAGUCAACCUGCUGUCAGGAGAACAAACAACUUCCUGGUGGAAGUGGUUUCCAUUUAGAAAAAAAUCCAAGCCAUCAGAUUUCUACCAGACUGCUGUGGACAAGACCAUAUGGGAUCUAAACGGAACCCUGGACUUGUUCCUCCGCUUCCUCCUGGGACUUUCCCUGGAGACCAAUCAGCGUGUCCUACGAGGUUUGGUGGCACAAAUAGGAAGUAGCUCACAGAGCAUCCAAGAAACAAUUGAGUACAUCAAGAAGAAGAUCGGUGAGAAUCAGACUCCAGAGCUAAGCACCAACCUGUUCUACUGUCUGAAUGAGCUGAAUGAUCGCUCUCUAGUAGAGGAGGUCCAACGGUACCUGAGUUCAGGAGGUCUGUCCUCAGAUGAGCUGUCUCGUGCUCAGUGGUCAGCCCUGUGCUUCAUCAUAAUGUCAUCAGAAGAGGAUCUGGACGUGUUUGACCUGAAUAAAUUCUUCCCGUCAGAGCAGACUUUUCUUAGGCUGUUUUCAGUGGUCAAAGCCUCCAACAAAGCUCUACUGAGUGGCUGUAACCUCUCAGAGGCAAGCUGUAUGGCACUGUCCACAGUUCUCCCACUCCCAUUCUCUGUUUUGAAAGUGCUGGACCUGAGUAACAACAGAGUGCAGGAUUCAGGAGUGACGCUGCUCUCUUCUGGACUGCAGAGUCCAGACUGUGGACUGAAGACUCUCAGUUUGAGAUGCUGUGAUCUGUCAGAGACAAGCUGUGAAAUCUUGUCCUCAGUUCUUGGCGCUAAGUCCUCUAAUCUGAGAGAGCUGGACCUGAGUAGCAACAACCUGCAGGAUCCAGGAGUGAAGCUGCUCUCUGUUGGACUGAGAAGUCCACAUUGUACACUGGUAACACUCAGGUUGAGUCAAACGAAGCUUACAGGUAAAUGCUGUCAGUACUUCACAUCAGUCCUCAGCUCUCAGUUCUGUAGUCAGAGAGAGCUGGACCUGAGCGAGAACAACCUGCACGAUUCAGGAGUGAUGACGCUUUCUUCUGGGCUGGCGAGUCUACACUGUAAACUGGAAACUCUCAGGCUGUCAGGCUGUCUGAUCUCAGAGGAAGGCUGUAUUUUUCUGGACUCAGCUCUGAAAACCAACCCGUCUCAUCUGAGAGAGCUGGACCUGAGCUACAACCAUCCAGGAGACUCAGGAGUGAAGCUGCUCACUGCUAGAAAGGAGGAUUCACAGUGUAGGCUGGACACACUCAGGCUUGAACAUUGUGGGGAGCAGAGGCUGAAACCUGGUCUGAGGAAGUAUGCCUGUGAACUCACAGUGGACAUGAACACGAUACACCAAUACCUCAAACUGUCCGACAACAACAGGACGGUGACUUCGGUGACAGAGAGGCAGGCAUAUCCAUAUCACCUGGAGAGAUUUAACUGGUGGCAUCAGCUGCUGUGCAGCGAUGGUCUGACUGGUCGCUGUUACUGGGAGCUGGAGUGGAGAGGAGAGGUUUUCAUCUCGCUGAGUUACAGAGGAAUCGGGAGGAUAGGGGACAGUAAUGACUGCUGGUUUGUUGGCUAUGAUAAGUCCUGGAGUCUGUGGUGCUGUGAGGAGAAAGGUUACUUUGUCUGUAGCAAUAAGAGAAGACAAGCCCUUCCUUCCUCCUCCUCCUCCUCCUCCUCCUCCUCCUCCUCCUCCUCUGUCACUCACAGAGUAGCAGUGUAUGUGGACUAUCCUGCUGGCUCCGUGUCCUUCUACAGAGUCUCCUCUGACUCUCUGAUCCACCUCCACACCUUCAGCACCAGCUUCACCGAGCCUCUCUACCCUGGGUUUGGUUUCUGGUCUGGCUCCUCAGUGACUCUGUGUUCACUGUUGGAGGGAGAGUCUCCUCCUGUGUAGAGAAAUACUCUCACUGCUGACAGACUCUCCAUCUUAAUGCUGUGAGCCAUACUACAAAAGGCUGAGAUUCUGUGCAACCAGUAAAUAAAAAGAGGAUGUGCAGACUUGCAAAUCCUUUUUGUUGAGCCUGUGUUGUGGGUCCUGGUUGUGCUGAUGCAGUGAUCCCACUCAAUGCCACUUUUUCCUGCCAUUGUUAUUAGUCAUGCCUCCACUGUUAUUAUAAACAUGUCUUUUAUCGCCAUGCACAUAAACUAGAAUAUUUACCCGAACAUGCUAUCAUAAAUAACAUUUGUUAUUUUUAUGACUAUUACAGUUGUUAUAUUAUUUUUUUGUUACCAUUAUUGCUGUGCACCCCCC
This is a messenger RNA of Plectropomus leopardus (leopard coralgrouper), 4253 nucleotides long. NCBI's taxonomy places the organism in Eukaryota, Metazoa, Chordata, Actinopteri, Perciformes, Serranidae. The record is from RefSeq and is a predicted model, not a curated record.